CAAAACCAAAAGUCAAGUCUUUGGUAUUUCCGCUGCCACCAUUCAAGGCAAGAAAUGCAACUCCAUUCACCAUCUUAUCUAUUAAACGUGUAAUCUUUCCCUCUUACACAACCAAAGGCUCUAGUUCUUGCAAUGUCUACACCAGCACAAUAUUACCAAUCCUUGCCGCCUGUGAGCAAGUUCUAUGGAGUGGCCUGCUUGAUGGCCACAUCCGCCUUGUAUCUUGGUCUUUAUGAUCCCUGGAACAUAGCACUCUCUUACCAAGAUGUAUUUAAACGUUUCCAGGUUUGGAGGCUCAUUACCAACUUCUUCUUCCUUGGGCCAUUUUCACCCAUUUUCGCCUUCCGUCUUAUAAUGAUAGCAAGAUAUGGUGUCUUACUAGAGAGAGGGCCCUUUGACAAAAGAACAGCAGACUAUGUCUGGAUGUUGAUCUUUGGAGCACUGUCACUUUUGGUAAUGGCUGCUAUUCCAUUUCUAUGGGCACCUUUCAUGGCAGGUUCGUUGGUUUUUAUGAUUGUCUAUGUAUGGAGCCGUGAGUUCCCAAAUGCUCAAAUCAGCAUCUAUGGUGUAGUGACAUUGAAGGGAUUUUAUCUACCUUGGGCAUUGCUAGCUUUGGAUUUGAUAUUCGGAGCUUCAUUAAUGGAAGAUAUUAUUGGGAUGGUUGCAGGGCAUCUCUAUUAUUUUUUAACAGUACUUCAUCCUCUUGCUGGUGGGAAGUACCUUUUCAAGACUCCUCUUUGGGUUCACAAACUAGUGGCAUUUUGGGGGAAGGGAAUCCAAGUAGAUUCUCCAGUGCAACGUGAUCCAUCUGCUGGAGUUGCAUUCCGAGGUCAAAGCUACCGACUAAACGGUAAUCGAGCGCAAGCAAGCAGGCCAUCAGAGCAGGAGCAGAAGAAACAAGCAAACAGUUCAGGAAGCCAGCCUAAUUCAGGCGAUGGUGUAGCCUUUCGGGGAAAAAGUCACCGUCUUAAUGGUCAUUAACGAGUCCCUCUUGUACUUUGAUCUGUGGACUAUAUCUUAUACAAGGUUUUGUGAUAUGAAUUACCAUGCAUUUGCAGCCUUAACUAUCAUAAAUGUAAAAGAACUAUAUCUUAUACAAGGUUUUAUGAUAUGAAUUACCAUGCAUUUGCAGCCUUAACUAUCAUAAAUGUAAAAGAA
Messenger RNA from Durio zibethinus, 1158 nucleotides. Its product is annotated as derlin-1.1-like. NCBI's taxonomy places the organism in Eukaryota, Viridiplantae, Streptophyta, Magnoliopsida, Malvales, Malvaceae. The record is from RefSeq and is a predicted model, not a curated record.